AACACCGUCGGUGAGAAGAAAUGGGGUUUCUGACGGCGGCGAUUAGGGUUUCGACAUCGGCCUCAAUGCUUCUACGCCGUAAAUCUCGGCAGCUAGGGUUCUCAGCCUCCUCAUCGCCGCUCUUUUCCAGUUUUAAUUCCAUGAAUCGCCCUAUCAGUAGCUCUGGUGAUAUUAUGUGCAAGGUUUUGCAUAAGGAGUCUCUUAAUAGACCAAUGUGGAACGUUAGCUUCUUAAGAUCCUCUUGGUUUCAUUCGACUCCAGCUCGUGAGACAGGUGAUGACAUUAGCAAAUCUGAGAACAGUUCGAGUCAAGAUGGAGUUGUUUCUACUAAAUUAAAGAGGAAGAAGCUCAAAGGUAAGCGGGCGGUUGUGCGGUGGCUUAAGUUUUUCCGGUGGAAGAAAAAGAAAGAGUUUGAAAGAAUGACUGCUGAAGAAAAGAUACUUAACAAACUAACAAAGGCUCGAAAGAAAGAGGAACGACUUAUGGAGACGAUGAAGAAGCUGGAACCUUCAGAGUCGGCGGAAACGACACAUGACCCUGAGAUAUUGACUCCAGAAGAGCAUUUUUAUUAUCUGAAAAUGGGUUUGAAGUGUAAGAAUUACGUUCCGGUGGGGAGACGUGGGAUAUACCAAGGAGUGAUUCUGAACAUGCAUCUUCACUGGAAGAAGCAUCAGACGUUACAGGUUGUGAUCAAAACGUUUACACCUGAUGAAGUGAAGGAGAUUGCUGUUGAGUUAGCGAGGUUGACUGGAGGGAUUGUGCUUGAUGUACAUGAAGGAAAUACGAUAAUUAUGUAUAGAGGGAAGAACUAUGUUCAACCUCCGACUGAAAUCAUGUCGCCGAGGAUUACUCUUCCGAGGAAAAAGGCUUUGGAUAAGUCUAAAUGUAGGGAUGCGCUUCGUGCGGUUAGAAAGUAUAUUCCGAGGCUUGAACAAGAGCUCCAGUUACUUCAAGCGCAAGCUGAAACGAAGCGAGAAUACACAAAUACGAAGGUUGAUGAUACUCAAGAGAGGUCAGAAGAGUUGAAGAAGAUUAUAGAAAGAAGCGAAGAUUCUUUGGAGGAUGAGCAAGAAGAAGAAGAAGCAGGAUCAGAACUAGCAACGGAUUCAGAUCUUUCGGAUAUUUUUGAGACUGAUUCGGAAUUAGAAGACGAGAAAACAGAGCGACCGCUUUUUCUUGAAGAGUUUGAGAAAUUCCCAGCGAUAAACAACAACAGAGAAGACGAAGACUUUGGGAAGGCUAAAUCAGAAGGUGAGGAGAAUGACGAUAAGUCCCCAAACUUUGAUGAAGUAGAUAAGAUGUUUCUUCGGGCAGCUUCGCUUUUAAAGAAGAAAAGACGAUGAAUAAUCAUCAGAGAUUCCAUCAUCUUUGCACAUCUCACAAUUGGUACAAGUGAUGGUGUCAUGUGUUUAACAAAGUCGCAAUUAUAUC
Molecule: messenger RNA, 1431 nt
Organism: Arabidopsis arenosa
Lineage: Eukaryota; Viridiplantae; Streptophyta; Magnoliopsida; Brassicales; Brassicaceae
Source: the annotation of a GenBank genome assembly